Molecule: messenger RNA, 1302 nt
Organism: Aspergillus calidoustus
Lineage: Eukaryota; Fungi; Ascomycota; Eurotiomycetes; Eurotiales; Aspergillaceae
Source: the annotation of a GenBank genome assembly
AUGACGCUCGAGGAUUUCGAAAAAUCCCUUGCCGAGGAGCGCGAGAAGGAGAAGAGGCAUGAGAAGAGUGAUAGGGAGAAACAUCGGCAUCGGCAUCGUGACGACCGCGACAGGGACCGAGAUAGAGAUCGGGAUCGAAGUAGAGAGCGUCGGCAUCGGCACCAUCGGUCUCAUCGACACCGUUCAAGGUCUGGAGAGAGGGAAUCGCGGCAUCGGGAUGACGAUGGUCACCGGCAUAAGCGGUCGCGGCAUACAUCCGAUCACGACGACCGGGAGCACAAACGUCGGCACCGGGAAAGUCGCGGCGAGGAGAAGGAAGCUCCGGUAGCGGAGGUUGUCCAGGAAGAGCCUACGAAGUUGAAGCGCGAUGCGUGGAUGGAAGCGCCCUCCGCGCUAGACAUCGAUUAUGUUCACCGACGCGACACGACGCGGUUAGAGGAGGAACCGAAGGCGCAGAUGCUACAAGCCGACUUUGAGCUUAAAAUCCAUGAUCGCGAACUGAAUGCACAUUUGCGGGAUCUGAAGGAUGGAAAAGUGCUUGAGGAGAUUGAGAAUGAGCCUGCAGCCCACGAGGUCAACUAUACAUUCGGUGAUAGGGGCUCAGGAUGGAGGAUGACGAAGCUCAAGGGGGUGUAUCGGGAAGCGGAAGAGAGUGGACGGCCUGUGGAAGAAGUUGCUAUCGAGCGCUUCGGCGACCUUCGUUCCUUCGACGAUGCCCGCGAGGAAGAGGCCGAGUUGGAUCGCCGGGAGACGUACGGAGAGGGUUAUGUCGGGAAAGAGAAACCGUCGGGAGAACUCUUCCAGGAGCGAAAGCUAAAAGAGAAUGUUCAUCGCGAUCCGCAUGAACAUCUCCGGGAUCCGGAGAAGGAGUUUAGUGCUCGUGGGCAGGGAAUGACCAUGGAGACGGAGCCUCCCGUGCGAACUACGCAACAUCUCGACUUGACAGCGCUGAACAAGCUGAAGGCGCAGAUGAUGAAAGCAAAACUCAAGGGUGCGCCGGAUGCAGCUGAGCUCGAAGCGAGAUAUAAUGCCGCCGCUGCCUUGAUAGCGAACCAAAAGGAACCGGACGUUACGGUUCUAGGAGUCAUGGAGAACAGGAUGCUUGCUGGGAAGCGGAAUGAGGUUAAGGCUGUCGAGACGAGGCGAGGCUUGGAACGAGGAAAGGUGGAGGAGAACGAAGAUAUGACAAUUGAGGAUAUGGUGCAAGAGGAGCGCAGGACCCGCGGCCAGUUUGGCGGAGAGGGACGACGUCUUGCGGAACGGAUAUCCAAAGAUGCGAAGUUCGAGGUAUUUUUGCCAUGA